UCACAACGCAUCUUUUUAGGCAAACUGCUAAGAGCUAUGGAAAUUUCAACGUUCAGAAACCCUACGAAGGACUCUAGCGGACAAUCCUGUAGUCAAUAUACGAAUGAUUGGAGAAAAAGUGAAACGUAUUUAAAUGUAAGUUUAACGAAUCCAGGACUGGAAUGUUUCUCUGUGAAAGACAUCGAUGAAGUUAGUUCUGGUGCCCUUGAGGAAUUUCGAUUAAAUGGCAGAGAAUGUGAUUUAGACGAACUUGACCGUUACCAAAUGCAGAAUCGAAUAAUAAAUAAUCCAUCACAACAUAUCAUUCAACCUACAAUUACCACGAAAAAUCGAAAGAAAACGAAAACCUUCUGUGUAUUUUGUAAGAACAAUAAGGAAUCGUAUUCAGUUUAUAAAAGCCAUAUCCUGAAAGACCCGGAUGGAAAAGUACUUUGUCCAGUUCUGAGGAAGUACACUUGUCCGAUGUGUGGUUCCCGUGGCGAUAACGCUCACACUAUCAAGUAUUGUCCUCAAAAUGAAACUUUUGGAAAUUACUUGAACAAAAUGAUUGUGAAAUCUUUUAAGAAACACUGAUACCUAUAUUUGGAUUAAAAAGCAC
Mytilus trossulus (common blue mussel) is the source of this 598-nucleotide messenger RNA. RefSeq lists its product as uncharacterized. Gene Ontology annotation, cellular component: perinuclear region of cytoplasm. The transcript has a single exon. Lineage: Eukaryota; Metazoa; Mollusca; Bivalvia; Mytilida; Mytilidae. Gene Ontology annotation, biological process: negative regulation of translation; oogenesis. Bases 37 to 573 code for a protein of 178 amino acids. The record is from RefSeq and is a predicted model, not a curated record. Gene Ontology annotation, molecular function: zinc ion binding; mRNA binding.